Messenger RNA from Chlorocebus sabaeus (green monkey), 3429 nucleotides. RefSeq names its product UDP-GlcNAc:betaGal beta-1,3-N-acetylglucosaminyltransferase 9 (gene B3GNT9). Gene Ontology annotation, biological process: poly-N-acetyllactosamine biosynthetic process; protein O-linked glycosylation. Gene Ontology annotation, molecular function: hexosyltransferase activity; UDP-glycosyltransferase activity. The record is from RefSeq and is a predicted model, not a curated record. NCBI's taxonomy places the organism in Eukaryota, Metazoa, Chordata, Mammalia, Primates, Cercopithecidae. Gene Ontology annotation, cellular component: Golgi membrane.
UGGGCUCGGGUCCAUUAGUCCCCGGGGAGACAGGCUGAAGUGCUUGCCUGUGAAAUUAAAGCAGACUGGGUUGGCCCCCUGUUCUAUAUCCCAGUGGAUGGAUGAGCGGGGCAAGGACAGAUGAAAGAAUCCUGGGCGGAAUUUCAGAAGACCUGGGGGUAGAGCUUUCUGGCCCUUUGAUCCUGGGCAAGUCACUUAACUCCCCGAGGAGCCCCCAGUGUCCCCCAUCUGGGCAUGAAUGAGAGCUGCUGGCAGGGUUGUCCUAAGGAUUGGGUGGGCUGCCUUGUUUGUCCCGUGCGUGUGUUUACUGGGGGUGGGAAGCAUGACAGUACCAGGAGUAAGAAGGCAGCCACAUGUCUCGGGCAGCGUAUGCACCCUGCCUCAUGGAAUCAGGGCUGCUGAGGAGAGGCCUGCAGGACGGGCCCGGGAUGGUGGCCAGGUUCAUGCGCAUUUGGAACCGGCCCGCUCAGGGUCUCCUAGCAGCCCAGGCUCCGCCCCACUCCGGAGAGGCGGGAGUGGGGAGUGGUGAGUUGGGGGAGUUAACCAGAGGAGUUGAUGCUUCUUCUCAACCCCCUGAAAAGCGAAUUUGGCAUGUGAGCACCCAGAUCAGCCCUUCCCAGAGGGACUGACCGUGAGGAGGCUCCCUCUCAGGGAUUAGUCCCCCAUUCGGAGGCCGAAGUGUUCCUGACGCCGGGGCGGAGCUGAGCUCCAGAAGUCCGGGCGCGCACAGCUGCAGGGUCACGUGGCACGGCACCGGUUCCCCCUUCCUGCCAACGCUGCAUUUGGCUCGGUCCCCGUCCAUGGCGGCCCCUGGGACCCUGCGCUGAGCCCCGGAGGCCAGGGCGUCCGGGGCUGCGCCACUUCCGAGGGCCGAGCGCUGCCCGUCCCGGCGGUGCGACACAGCCGGAAGGAGGAGAACGACGCGAAGGGUUCAACGGCCGGUCGCUGGAGCCCCCCGGGGCGUGGCCUCCCGCCUCCUCAUCUGGGGAGGGCGGGGCUCCUUGCCCCCUGCCGCCGACUGCGACCCUUACAGGGGAGGGAGGGCGCAGGCCGCGCGGAGAUGAGGAGGCUGCGCCUACGCAGGGACGCUUCGCUCACGUUGCUCCUCUGCGCCUCCCUGGGCCUCCUACUCUAUGCGCAGCGCGACGGCGCGACCCCGACGACGAGCGCGCCGAGAGCGCGAGGGAGGGCUGCACCAAGGCCCACUCCCCCUCCCCGCGCGUUCCAGUUACCCGACGCGGGUGCAGCCCCACCGGUCUACGAAGGAGACACACCGGUGCCGCCCACGCCCACGGGACCCUUUGACUUCGCCCGCUAUUUGCGCGCCAAGGACCAGCGGCGGUUUCCGCUGCUCAUUAACCAACCGCACAAGUGCCGCGGCGACGGAGCACCCGGUGGCCGCCCAGACCUGCUUAUUGCUAUCAAGUCAGUGGCAGAGGACUUCGAGCGGCGCCAAGCCGUGCGCCAGACGUGGGGCGCGGAGGGUCGGGUGCAGGGGGCGCUGGUGCGCCGCGUGUUCUUGCUGGGCGUGCCCAGGGGCGCUGGCUCGGGCGGGGCUGACGAAGUUGGGGAGGGGGCACGAACCCACUGGCGCGCCCUGCUGCGGACCGAGAGCCUUGCCUAUGCGGACAUCCUGCUGUGGGCCUUCGACGACACCUUUUUUAACCUAACGCUCAAGGAGAUCCACUUUCUAGCCUGGGCCUCAGCUUUCUGCCCCGACGUGCGCUUCGUUUUUAAGGGCGACGCCGAUGUGUUCGUGAACGUGGGGAAUCUCCUGGAGUUCCUGGCGUCGCGGGAUCCGGCGCAAGACCUGCUUGCUGGUGACGUAAUUGUGCAGGCGCGGCCCAUCCGCACGCGGGCUAGCAAGUACUACAUCCCUGAGGCCGUGUACGGCCUGCCCGCCUAUCCGGCCUACGCGGGCGGCGGUGGCUUUGUGCUUUCCGGGGCCACGCUGCACCGCCUGGCUGGCGCCUGUGCGCAGGUCGAGCUCUUCCCCAUCGACGACGUCUUUCUGGGCAUGUGUCUGCAGCGCCUGCGGCUCACGCCCGAGCCUCACCCUGCUUUCCGAACCUUUGGCAUCCCCCAGCCUUCAGCCGCGCCGCAUCUGAGCACCUUCGACCCCUGCUUUUACCGCGAGCUGAUUGUAGUGCAUGGGCUCUCGGCCGCUGACAUCUGGCUUAUGUGGCGCCUGCUGCACGGGCCGCAUGGGCCAGCCUGUGCGCAUCCACAGCCUGUCGCUGCAGGCCCCUUCCAAUGGGACUCCUAGCUCCCAAUUACAGCCCCAAGGUCCUAACUCAGACCCAAGAUGGAGCCGGUUUCCCAGGCAGAUUAUUGCUAUGUAUGUGGUUCUUCCCCGAUCACCAGGUGCCUGUCUCCACAGGAUCCCAGGGGAUGGGGGUUAAGCUUGGCUCCUGGUGGUCCACCCUGCUGGAACCAGUUGAAACCCGUGUAAUGGUGACCCUUUGAGCGAGCCACGGCUGGGUGGUAGAUGACCAUCUCUUGUCCAACAGGUCCCAGAACAAUGGACAUGUCUGGUCCUCCUAGUAGCAGAGAGGUGUGUUCAGGUGGGGUGGCAGGGACUCAUGGAAUUCUACCACACUGCUGGAUUUGGAACCUCUAGGCUGACGCGGACGCAUGCAGAGGCUCUCAAGGCCAGGCCCCAGAGAGAGGUGGAGGGGCUCCGGCCGCCACAGCCUUCAUGAACCUGGCAGACACUCUGCCACAGCUCAUCUGAAAACAGACAUUGUGCUUCUCACAACCUCUCCUGGGCCCAGGUGUGGCCGAGCACCAGGGAUGGAGCCAUACAUAAGGGACAAAUGAGUGCACGGUCCUACCUAGUCUUCCCCCACCUCCUGAACCCACAUAACAAUGCCAGUCUCCCACUGGAGGCUGUAUCCCCUCAGAGGAGCCAAGGAAUGUCUUCCCCUGAGACGCCACCACUAUUAAUUUCCCAUAUUCUUUACCCCCUUGCUCAAAAAACCAAUACCCACACUUAGUACAAACAUCCCAGCAACAGCACAUGGCAGGCCAUUGCUGAGGACACAGGUGCUUUAUUGGAGAGGGGAUGUGGGCACGGGAUAAGGAAGGUUCCCACAUUCCAGGAGGAUGGGAACAGUCCUGGCUGCCCCUGACAGUGGGGAUAUGCAAGGGGCUCUGGCCAGGCCACAGUCCAAAUGGGAAGACACCAGUCAGUCACAAAGUCAUGGGAGCGCCACACAAACCUGGCUAUAAGGCCCAGGAACCAUAUAGGAGCCUGAGGCAGGUCCCCUGCACAUUCAUCAUUAAACUAUACAGGAUGAGGCUGUACAUGAGUUAAUUACAAAAGAGUCAUAUUUACAAAAAUCUGUACACACAUUUGAAAAACUCACAAAAUUGUCAUCUAUGUAUCACAAGUUGCUAGACCAAAAUAUUAAAAAUGGGAUAAAAUUA